This is a messenger RNA of Mercenaria mercenaria, 7025 nucleotides long. RefSeq names its product tectonic-2-like. The transcript has 9 exons. Gene Ontology annotation, biological process: cilium assembly. The record is from RefSeq and is a predicted model, not a curated record. NCBI's taxonomy places the organism in Eukaryota, Metazoa, Mollusca, Bivalvia, Venerida, Veneridae. The coding region runs from base 99 to 2198 and encodes 699 amino acids.
CGUAGUGACGCAUAAACAAAUGGUGGGAAUAGGAAAGAUUUGCAGGUUCUUGUUCGUUUGAUGUUAAAUUGUCGAAACAUUGGCAUGCCUGCUCAAAGAUGACACUUCACCGGCUUUCUUUAUUUAGCUUCUUGCUUGCAUUUACACCCAUACUGUCCCAAAAUACUGCUCAGACUGUUGUAGCAUACUAUUGUAUUGUAGAUACUGCUCAGACUGUAGUAGCUAAUGCUGCGUUUGAAGAUGUUGCUCCAUGCCCUUGUGAUCUAACCCAGGGUUCCUGUGAUAUAAACUGCUGCUGUGAUGGGAGCUGUAGCAGUGAUGAGAAGAAAACAUUUGAUGGCUGCAUUCCGUUCCUCCCCGGAGGACAGGAUGCUGAGACUCAGCAGUAUAAAUGUGCAUCAGACCACCAUCAUAAAGCCGACUGGUUCCCAUUCUUAUGUGUGGUGUUUGAGUACAAUGCAUUCCUAGGUUACUACUAUGAAUGGCAGUAUAAACUAGCAGAGAAUGUUCAAGCCAUACUCAGACGACUCUUUACCAGAACUUUCUACUGGUACAGAGAAGAGGAAGCAAGGAUUCUGUCAGACUCCACAGAUAAUGUUUAUAGAUAUGGUGUUAGUGUAAAGACCAGUAAGGGUAUACUUACACUCCCACAGCCAACAUUGAAUGGCCAGUGCAUGUACACAGCCCCUGUGAGGUACUUGAAAGACUUGGAGCAUUCCUGCUCAUACACUAUAUCUGACAGUCUAUGUAGUCCAUCUUCAGUGCUGAGUGCUCUUUCCUAUAUACAGUCAUCAAAUAAUAAUAGCAUACUGGAGGAGGAGUCAAGUGUAGUUAUUGCAUCAACAAAUGUUGUUUACAAAUGUGCCACUAAUUUACAGUCUUAUCUUAAGUCGACACAAACUAUAAGUGACAUUAUUGAUAAUACGCAAGUGUAUAAAUUUAAUUAUAAUUUACCAACAGACCCAAAUUGUGUUGAUGAAUGUGGAUCUCUUAAUGAUAAAUGUAUUGAUUUGAACAACUUAACAAAUCCAGAUCCGAUAACUCCGCCUACAACACUAACAGACUGUCCGUCGCAGACCCCAGCCGCACCCACCCUGGCAAAUGGUAUUUGCUCAGAUGCUGUGAUUGAUGUUGAAUACACAAUUAAAUGGACUGGUAAUAAAGUUGCUAGACUGGAUGCAGUUGUUAUAUUAGCAGAUUUUCCAAUACAGAACGCUGCUGGAACAAACAAUGUCCUCUCACAGAAAUAUAAAACUACAUUUGUCCACAAUGUGACUUCAGUCGGUAACGGCUCCACCGACAAUUUCAAUAACAUCACUGAUUCUCCAUAUGAGAGAUCUGGAAGAGUUGGGUAUGAUGCUGGGAAUCCAAUAUUUACUGGUUCUGAGGUUAAGAAUACAACAUUAUCACCACCUGAAUUCAUGUAUGUUAAUACAAACACUACACGACAGAUGGCUGUAUUUGAUACAAUUGCAGAUGGGUUAUGUUUGAAUGCUGGAAGAAGAAGUAUAAAGUUUCGUGAGGACAUUACCACACAGUGUAAACUUAUGUUGAAUCAUGCAGAGUUUUCUGACUGCUUAGGAUUGAGGAAGUUGAUUAUAAAUCGGCUGAACAACCUGAUGCCAUCAGAUCUGAUUGGUCGCCGUGGUUACAAUGAUCAGGCUAACAGAGGGUACUGGCUUCCAGUUCUCAGGGAUGACUUGACACCUCAGUGUAUAUUAAGUGAGUAUUUCCCCCUUGGCUUGAGCCCAGUAGACAACCGUACUGGGAUAUGUUACAAUAUAACUAGCGGUAUCCACCUGGAGAUCUUCUAUGGUGUCACAGGAAAGUCCAACAGUUUUCCCAUUUAUGAAAUUCUUGGUAGUAAAGUCAGUUAUUCUAACACAACAUGGCAGGUAAGAUGUAGCGGACCUGCAGGUGGUGUUUGUCAGGGAACUAACUCGCAACCAUUCUACUUGACAAGUUCAGUACGAUUCAUAGAGAUACCACCUCAGACCCCAGAGCCGGUUUCAAGAUACUAUGAGACACCAAGAGAAGAAGACAAACAGCUGUGUCCAGGUGACAUUUGCUGGGACAAUUUAUUCUACCCAUUCACACGUAGAUACAAUUCAGACAGUCGAGAAUACGUGUUUGGAAUGGUCUCCUUAUCCAUUAUCUUCUUUGUCGGCUAUCUUCUUGUAUCCAGACCAUUCUGGUGAUACACUCGUCUGUGAUAUUAUGCAUGGAAAGUUGAGAAACAUGGGAAAAUAAUGCUUUUUAGUGCUACAUUUGUGAAAACUUAGAGGAUAUACACUGUAUAGAGAAUACAAAGGUGGUACUACUGUGUGUUACCGUGAAAUAUUUAUGAGGGACUAAAUUCUGUGUAUUUCAUAGUUGCAUCAGUUCUUGAAAUAAAGUCCCAAUGAUCAAAUGAAGUUCCCAUUGAUUACAUCUUCAAAAGGUGAGGUCAGCAAAUUAAGAUCCCACGAAAUAGCCAUUCUGACAAAAACCAUGAAAAGAUAUGCUCACAGAAAAAUUAUUUUAUUUUAUGAUAAACAGAAAUUCUCGGGAUAAGUAAAGGCAGUGUUUAUAUAUACUUAGAGCAUAAAAUACUGUACAAUCAUUAUCAUGUUACUCCUAGAUAUCAGCUUAUGGAGAUAAUGAACAAUUUAAAUGUUUGUUGGGAUUUUUAUUUGUGGAUUGGUAAAAACAUGAAGAUUAGUCCCCUAAAUGCAAUAUCACAGUAUUGGUCAAAUUUAUUAAUUGAAGCCAAUGGUCUGUGGGUGUUGCUUGUGGAAGGAGAAAUGUCCAUCUGUAAGAUACCAGUUUUUGUGUAGAUUUUUAAUAUCACAUAGUUAGUGAUCAACUUACGUGUUGUAACACAAGGCAGCUUCUGUAAAAAGUGUAGAUGGCAGUAAACAUAUUUGUAUUUAUUUUAGCUUAAGUGUACUUGAGUUUAACUGUAUGGGAAAUAUUGCACCAUACCGGAGUUAUACCUCUGCCUUCUGGAACAGUUUGUUUGGUCAGAGAUACAGACUAACAGAAGAUAUUACAAAGGCUUGAAUUUGUUACGGUCAUUCACUAGUAAGCUUGAAUACAUAUUGAGUAGAGCUGUCAGUUGCACAUAGAGAACAAGGUAGUUGCAUGUGCAUACUCUAGGGACAGGUUGGUUAACUUACUGCUUUAAGAUAGUACUGCACAUCUGGAACAAUUUUAUUUCUACAAUUCAAAAUUUGAUUAAACCCUGAUUUUCUAAAGCUGCAGAGUAUAUUUAGAAAAUUCUGCAAAUAAAAAAGAUAUGGUCAUAAAAAAUUUGACCUCACACAAGUUUUCAUAAUGGAGUCUCAGGGAAAAUCACAAUUUUUGUGAAAAGAAUUUUUUCUGCUAUGUAGAUUUUAAUGAAAUUUCUCACAGUUGUAACAAAAUGUAUGGGCUAUAAUAUGGUGAAAUAAGAUGUAUAGGUCCAUGCUUGUUUUGAGAUAUUUAUCCAUAUUUAAAGAGAUCAGCACAUUACAUGCACAUUUUAAGACAAUAAUGUUAUUUAAUGUUUCAUAUAAUGUGUCAAAAGUUUAAUAUUAUAUUUUAUUUUAGAAAGAUAGUAACAUUGCCGUUUUAAUAGAUUUACUCACAGUUUGCCAUUAAUUCAUAAAAACAAUUUUCAUUUCCAUAUACAGAGUCUGACUUUAUUCUUCGUUCUCCAGAUAAAUGACCAAACCUUUCCCUUGCUCAUGAGGCAAAGUUUAAUAAUUUGCCAAUAAAGUUGAAAUGUAGUUUAGUUACUCUUGAUGGUUUAGUAUGAAUGUACAUUUUGCUAAGUAUAAUUUUGUUACCAGUAUUCCGUCCAGGGUUUUAAUAACAGAAUUGCAUUUUAAAGCUUAGUUGAAGUGAUAGUAUGUGUCAUGUUUUAAUACUGAUUGAAUCAUGCAUCUCUAGUAAAUUUAAUAUUACUGAUUUAUUUAUUGUAUAACUUUACAAAAGAAAUAAAUUAUUUAUUAUAGUAUGUCUUACUGUUGUACCAUAACCAAAGUUAACAAUCAUUUCUUUACUAUACCCCAGGUAAAGGUUUGCAAGUUUUUCUUAAAAUAAGCCUAAAAUGACAUUUGCCAAUGAUAAUUUUAUAACUAUUUUAAAUGUAUGCCAGUACAAAUGGGUAGAAUAUUUGAUAGAAAAGGUACAUGUAGAUCUAUGAUAAUGAAGGUACCUGUAGAUCUUCCUGUGCUAAAUAAUAAUCCUGCAAGGUUUGAUGAAUGGAUAAAAUACUUUCUUGAGAUGUGAACGACAAAUUUGGACUGACGGACAAGGGCAACUCUAAAAGUGGGGGCACAAAAAUAUUUAGAAAUGAAACCAAAAACAAUGAUGUGCUUGAGAAGUUUGUUGUCACGUGUUAACAUUUUGAUUUGUAAACCUAAAAAUUAGCAUGAUAGUCACCUCAGAAUAAUUAUGUCUCCCGCACCACUGUGGUGGGAGACAUAUUGAUUUACUCCUGUGUGUCCGUCACAAAUCUUGUCCGCACUCCAAGUCAAACAUUUCUCAUCCGAUCUUCACCAAACUUGAACAAAAUGUGUUUGCCCAUAAGUCCCUGGCCAAGUGCGAUAACUAGCCAAAUCAGCCCAGGCACUUCGGAAUUAUGGCCCUUGAAUUACCGAAAAUCGGCCUUUUUUCUCUUGUCCGCGCUCUAAGUCAAACAUUUCUCAUCUGAUCUUCACCAAACUUGAACAAAUUGUUUAUGACCAUAACUCCUCGGACAAGUUCAUUAACUAGCCAAACUGCCUGAGGCACGUCAGAAUUAUGGUCCUUGAAUUACCCCAAAUCAGCCAUUUUACACUUCAAAGGUAUAUUAGUAGUGUAAACAGUAUAUAAAGACCGACUUACUAUAUAGAUAAUUAGGCAGUUGAGGGAGACAUGCGCUUUUCUCAAAAGCAGCUCUAGUUGCAUUAUGUGAUUGUGGAGACUGGCUGAAUAUGGGGUAUAAAGGACAGGAUUUCUACGAGGGAAGUAGCUACAAAUAUAGAACUAGAUAAUCAGACGAUCAUUCUACAGGUCCGAUACCCAAUAUCUUGGAUGAAGACUAAGAGAUUUGACUUUUACUACGUCUGGGAACAUUUAAAGGAUAACAAACACUAAAUUACUGACAAAGUCAUUAGUGUAAACAGACUUCAUUAUUCCAGUUUUUGGAUAUAUUGGAAGCAUAUUCUAACAUUUUUAAUAAUGAUGGUUAUUGAACAAGUCCUUUAAUAAGUCUUAUAUUUAAUAUGCAGCCUAUUACUUUUGUGUGGAAAGGUAAGAACAAUCUCUUGAAAUGCUUUAAAACUGAACACAUAGAGAGAUGGUACUCAGGGUGUUGAAUUCUUCAUGUGAGCAGGCCAUCCAUCUGGCUUAUGGAAAGUCGACAGUUCUACCCAGGUGCCCGCUCAUGAUGAAAUAAUGCAUGGAGGGGUACCUGGGGUCUUCCUCUACCAUCAAAAGAUGGAAAGUUGCCAUAUGACCUAUACUUGUGUCGGUGCAAUGUUAAACCCAACAAAAUAAGUAACUAGCUGAUAAUGCACAACUUAAUUUGGUGGUGUUUGACCAAGAAUAUUUGUAUUGUCUGAUAAUACCAAGACAUGACUAAUAAUAACCCUUCAGAUGUCCAAUAUUUCAUUUGGCUUGCGAAAAACCAUAUAUUUUUUUUACUUUCUAGUUUUCAAUGAUACUUCAACAGAAAUCCAGUUAAUAAAGUGUAAGAUUUAUCAUUUCACAGUUAAAAGCAUGGCUGUAGUGAUUCAUGCAUAUUAUUAUGGUCAUCUUAUUUACUAAUUCUUGUUCAGCAAAUACACCUCUUUAAAAUGAUAAAAAAUAACAUGGGGGUCACCAGGCAUUGAAAUGUUAUCUACCGGUAUUUGAUUGGAUACCUGAAGUCUGAUUAUACCCUGAUUCAUGUUACAUAAUUUCACUAACAAAAAAUAACCAUUUAUUCCAUAGCAAAGCCGGCAGUGCAUUCAAAUGGCAUCAGGCGCCUGAUAUGCGAAAUUCAAACAUUUAUUAAUACAUUUAAGGUGACACAGUCGCGCAACAAUUUAAAAAUAAGUAUGUCAAAAGACAUCAGACGGUGGUGUUUUAACCUUUAGCAUGCUGAUGGCAAGUGAUUUUGCCUUUGCGACCAGAGCAGACCAAGGCUGAUCAUGUACUGCCCAAAUUGACUGAUGGACCUGUCAGUUUUAGAAGUUUAGCAGGGUAAAGAUUAAUGAAUCAAAAGUAAUUUGUAGAGAUACAAGAAGAAACAGAUGAAUGAGUCAUGAAUAUUUUAUUAUUGCUUUACUUUAGAAGCCCCAGCACGUUGUGUAGACAAACAGUAUAUGUAAAAUGUUAUUACAUAACGCAUAAAAAAUGUACAACACUUACAAAAGUGAACACACUAAAAUACAGCAGACAACACACUAAGUAGCUAAAAUGAACAUAUGUCCCUAAAUGGGCAUUUGGCGAUGGAGGCCUCUCACUCUUCAAUAAUACAGAUACCUUUCAUUUGUGAAGGCAACAGCUGGCUGAGUCAUAUAAGAAACAUUUCUAACAGACAGAGGCGAAGAUGUUUCCCUAUAUUCAUAUAUUACUGGUGCAAAACAAUCAAAACAGGGUCACCCAUGGUACACCUCAAAAUUGGGCCAGCAGUUUCUUACAAGAAAUCUUUCAAAGCCCAAACUAUAUUAUAUAUAAAGAAAAGUGACCAUAGCAGCCAUGUUCUUGACAAUUCUGAAUAAUCUGAACUGUCUUGGUAGAGCAUCACUUUUGGAACAUUUCUGUAAAUUAUUUGGAAAGGUGACCAAUGGUUCAGCAAGAAGAUUUUUAGUGGGUCCUUUCCAUUGUUAUAGCAACCAUAGUUCUGCAUGAAAUGAAAAUUGUUCAGCACCUCUGAAAGGGGGCCACCUAAGGAACGUUCCUAUGAAAAUUUGGUUAAAUGGUUUUACAUAAAAUGUUGUUUGAAGAAAAUAUGGAUGGCCAGAACCCAGAUGGUGAGUGGUUGCAAUAACUCAAUUUAUGCAACUUUGGUUCCGGAGAGCUAAAAAAGCAAC